Messenger RNA from Lotus japonicus, 2319 nucleotides. RefSeq names its product cysteine-rich receptor-like protein kinase 44. The coding region runs from base 158 to 2188 and encodes 676 amino acids. The record is from RefSeq and is a predicted model, not a curated record. Gene Ontology annotation, biological process: protein phosphorylation. Lineage: Eukaryota; Viridiplantae; Streptophyta; Magnoliopsida; Fabales; Fabaceae. The transcript is spliced from 8 exons. Gene Ontology annotation, molecular function: protein kinase activity; ATP binding.
CUUCUUGAUUUAUUCCAAGAGCAAAUAUAGGUAUGAAAUUUCUCAGAACGAAAAGUAAGAGCUUUUAGUCAGUCAACUCGUUCACCUUUCCACAAGAAGAAGAGUUCAUGCUCCUUCAUUUACAUAUAUUGGGUUUGUUGCAUCUGAAGAGAAAACCAUGGCUGCAAAUGCAAUGCUUUUUAGGCUGCUGCUUUCCUUUCUUUGCUAUCUCUUUGUCAUAAUGGUACCACUGCAAGUUAGUGCCCUGGAUCCUUAUAACUGUGAUAACGGAAGAGGCAACUACACAACCAACAGUGCCUAUGACAACAACCUCAACACAGUUUUAUCCAGUUUCUUAAAUCACACAGAAAUCAACUACGGUUACUACAAUCUCUCACACGGCCAAAACGCAGACAAAGCUUAUGUCCGCGGGUUGUGCAGAGGAGAUCUUGAGCCAGAUGAGUGCCGAAAACGACUAAAUGAUUCAGCAUUCUAUCUCAAAAAGCAGUGUCCAAACCAAAAAGAAGCAAUUGUGUGGGCUGGAGACUGCACCGUGUGGUACUCCAACCGCUCAAUAUUCGGCGUCACGGAAACUCAACCUACUCAAUGGUUGAUCUACCUCAGGAAUAUAACUGGGCCGGCGGAUGAGUUCGAUCAGGUGCUGAGUAACUUGAUGAGAAAUCUGAAAGACAAAGCUGCAUCUGGUGACUCUCGUCGCAAGUACGCCUCCAAUAACGUGACCACAGAUUAUACAACCUUGUAUGGGCUUGUACAGUGUAUGGCUGAUUUGACAGGGGCUCAAUGCAAUGACUGCUUGGAAAGCGCUAUCUCUGAAAUCCCAAGUUGUUGUGAGGGCAGGAUGGGGGGAAAUGUUCUUAAACCCAGUUGUCGUCUUAGAUUCGAUCCUUACCGCUUCUUCAAUGAAACAACCGUAAUAGACCCUAUUCAGGUUCAACCCCCUUCACCAUCCACCAAUAACACCACUUCAGAAGGAAAGAGCAACACAGCAAAAAUUGUCAUCGCCAUAACAGUUCCAGUUGUUCUUGUUGCUCUGGUGCUCGGUUUUAUUUGCAUCUGUUUAAUAGUGAGAAAGCAAAAACAUUUUGUUGAAAUUAAAAGUGGACAAGAUCAUGAUGAAGAUGAAAUUACUAUUGCUCAGUCAUUGCAAUUCAACUUUGACACCAUACGAGUUGCUACAAAUGACUUCUCUGAUUCUAGUAAACUUGGACAAGGCGGAUUUGGAGCCGUUUACAGGGGCGAGCUCUCUAAUGGACAAGUUAUUGCUGUGAAAAGGUUAUCAGGGAAUUCUGACCAAGGAGAUGCAGAAUUUAAGAAUGAAGUGCUUUUAGUGGCCAAACUUCAACACCGAAAUUUAGUUAGGCUACUUGGCUUCAGUUUGGAAGGGAGAGAAAGGCUACUUGUCUAUGAAUUUCUUCCCAAUAAAAGCCUUGACUACUUCAUAUUUGAUCCUCUUAGGAAAGCACAACUGGAUGGGGAAAUGCGCUUCAACAUCAUCAAGGGUAUUGCUCGAGGCCUUGUUUACCUUCAUGAAGAUUCUCGACUGCGCAUAAUACAUCGUGAUCUAAAAGCAAGCAAUAUUCUCUUAGAUGAAGAGAUGAAUCCUAAGAUAGCAGAUUUUGGAAUGGCAAGAUUGUUUGUUGUGGAUCAAACUCAAGGAAAUACAAAGAGAAUUGUUGGAACCUAUGGAUAUAUGGCACCAGAGUAUGCAAUGCAUGGACAUUUUUCAGUGAAAUCAGAUGUCUUCAGUUUUGGAGUUCUGGUUCUUGAAAUUGUAAGUGGCCUAAAAAACAAUAAUGCCAUUCAUCAGGGGGAGAAUGCGGAGUAUCUACUGAGCUUUGCAUGGAGAAACUGGAGGGAGGGGACAGCUACAAAUGUAAUAGAUCCAUCAUUAAACAGCAUUUCAGCAGAUGAAAUCAUAAGAUGCAUCCACAUUGGCUUACUCUGUGUUCAAGAAAAUUUAGCUGAUAGACCAAACAUGGCUUCUGUUGCACUCAUGCUUAAUAGCUAUUCUCUUUCUCUCCCAGUACCUUCCAAACCUGCAUUUUUCAUGGAGAAUACAACUGAAAGCCUUCUAGCCAUGCAGUUGUCGGAAGAUGAUUCAAGGGCAACUAGAUCAACUGAAUCCACGAGUAAAUCAGUUCGAGAAUCUGUAAACGAGGCUUCAAUCACUGAGCUAUCCGCUCGCUAGACAUUGGGCUGAUAUAAUAAUUUAUCAUCAAUGUUUUGAUCACAAUUCUAUGAAUCCUAUUUGUUUACAAUUAGACAAAAACUGUAAUACAACAUUUAGUGUUUUAAAGUGUAUGGUUUGCUAUUCUUCUA